Messenger RNA from Aspergillus homomorphus CBS 101889, 1712 nucleotides. RefSeq names its product phosphatidylinositol-3,5-bisphosphate binding protein HSV2. NCBI's taxonomy places the organism in Eukaryota, Fungi, Ascomycota, Eurotiomycetes, Eurotiales, Aspergillaceae. Gene Ontology annotation, molecular function: phosphatidylinositol-3-phosphate binding; phosphatidylinositol-3,5-bisphosphate binding; protein binding. Gene Ontology annotation, biological process: protein localization to phagophore assembly site; autophagy of mitochondrion; nucleophagy. The transcript has 5 exons. The record is from RefSeq and is a predicted model, not a curated record. Bases 249 to 1382 code for a protein of 377 amino acids. Gene Ontology annotation, cellular component: phagophore assembly site membrane; cytosol; extrinsic component of membrane.
CUCAGCGUCUUUGUACCGUUCCCUUUCUCUGAGCAUUCAAUCAACUUUAAGCGCUGUACUGAGUAUGUUGGAGCACAAUUACAUGACUCUCAUUGAAUACCAUGAGCAAUGCCUGAGGCCGCCGCGAUGAGGUCAGCACCGGAAACCGAUCAUCAGCUGUGCCCUUUCCCCGGACUCCAGCAAUUAUUUAUACCUCUGUUCCAUCCGGUAGGAUACAGCGCUGAUGGCCUCUUCUCUCGGCUGUCACGAUGAACACGCGACAAUUCAUCGAUGAGUCGGUAGGGCCGUUGUCCCUGUCGGCCUCCUUCAACAACGACAAUACAUGUUUCGCCGUGGGCCUGGACUCGGGCUUCUGUGUCUUCAAGACCGAUCCAUGUGAGCUCACGGUCUCAAGAGAUUUCAACGCCGGCAUCGGUCUGGUGACCAUGCUGGGCCAGUCGAAAUACCUCGCAAUCAUUGGCGGAGGAAGACAACCCAAGUUCCCUCAGAAUAAGUUGGUGAUCUGGGACGAUGCGAAGCAGAAAGCAGCCAUCACACUCGAAUUCCGUACCUCGGUCCUGGGCGUCCGCUUGUCCAAGUCGCAUAUAGUCGUCGCGCUGCUCAACAGUGUCCAUGUCUUCGCCUUCUCGAUUCCUCCGCGGAAGCUCUCGGUCUUCGAAACGACGGAUAACCCGGCCGGCCUGGUGUGUCUGGGUGAGAAGCUACUCGCUUUCCCCGGGCGGUCGCCUGGGCAGGUUCAGCUGGUUGAACUCGAGACGGGCAAUGUCAGCAUCAUUCCUGCACAUGCCAAUCCCCUGCGGACAAUGACUCUGAGUUUGGAUGGCGAGCUUCUGGCCACGGCAAGUUUCCAGGGCACUAUGAUUCGAGUCUAUUCUACCAGUAACUGUACGAAGAUUGCGGAGGUACGCCGCGGGGUGGAUCCAGCAUUGAUAUAUUCGAUCGCUAUAUCACCUUCGAAUACUCGGUUCGCCGUGACAUCCGAUAAAUUGACCCUACAUGUAUUUCAACUCCCUCCCACACGCAACGGUCUCCAGCGAUCGCAGCUGGCGAGUGUGCCCAAAGAAGAAGGGCCAACUUCGAAGUGGGGAUUCCUGGCGAAGAUCCCCGGGCUUCCCGGAUUCUUAUCUGACAUAUAUUCAUCCGCCACUGCACAUUUCGAGGUUGGCAACGAAGCGCCAUCCGGACCAGCUCAAAUCCCACCCCUGGGAAACUCGCUUGGGGCACCGACCAAGGGUAUCAUCGGCUGGCCCGAUGACACAACGAUCCUAGUCAUUGGUUCAGGUAGAGAUGCCCGAUGGGAGAAGUUUGUUCUCCACGAGGAUGACGACGGCAAGCUGUAUUGUACCAGAACGGGCUGGAAGAGGUACCUGGGAGGUGGUUAAAGGGAGCCUGUCCGUUCAUUCCUGAGAGGAGCUCCAUCAAUCCUCUUGAUUUGCUACCCCCACCCUUCUGCAUGGGCAAAUUUCCACCAUCCUCGUGGUAGCCAAAGCGCAGAACAGUCUCAGAAAGCAGCCCAUCGAUGCGUCUGUAGAUCAGAAAUCGCAUAAACAUCUGAUUUUCCUGGUGAAUUUUGGAACAAUCGACAGAAAUUGGCUAUGGACGAGCGAGCGGAGAGGCUUUGGCAUUUGCUUGUUGGCGUUUUUCAUCGCUUUGGAUAGACCUUAUCUUGAUUACUGAGUAGUAUAAUUUUUAAUCAGACCGCCUUGCUUCAG